UGCAGCUGCUGCUGUGCUGCAUUCCGCGCGUUCCCGGUCAUGGCUAUCUCCUCGCCCUCCCCUGGCUUCCACCUCUCCCUCCACCUCCAAAACCCCACCCCCACCCCCCACCCAGGCCCCAACCGCAAGCCCCGCCCGACCCCGACCAACGAGACGCUCCGUCGCCGCCUCCUCCGCAAGGGCGUAUCCGCGACGCCCAAGAUACUCCAUGCCCUCCGCAAGAAGGAGGCCGGCAAGUCGCUCCGGCGGGCGAGGAAGGAGGCCGCCACCGCCACCGCCACCGCGCCACCGAAGGAGGACGCGCUGGUGGCAGAAGAGGAGGCCCGCUUCCGCGCGGCCGCCGAGGAGUACCGCGUCCUCAUGGGGCGGCCCUGGCACGGCGCCCGCGGCGUCGUGGGCCCUCCGCGCGCGGCCUCCGGCGAGGACGGGCUCGUCGGCCUGCGGAAGAUGCUCGAGGAGAGGAGCGGUGACAGAUUCCAGUGGCUUCUUGACGGCGACGUAGAAAAUGAGGGGGUGGAGGAUGCCAGGGGAAAGCAGAGGCGUGUCGGCUCUGGCUGGAUUUCGGAGGUGGGGGACGAGGAGAGGAGGAUUGAGUUGCUGGUCAGCAGGCUCAAUGAAGUGGACCUUAGUUCGGGUGAUUGGAGGCUUACUAGGAUGAUGAAACAAGCUGACCUAAUAUAUAAUGAAGAUAAUUUAUUACAAAUACUCAAAGGGCUCGAGGCAAAAGGAAACUGGAGGCAGGCUGUUGCUGUUACUGAGUGGGUGUACAAUGAGAACAGCUACAAGCAUCGAAGAAGCAGGUUUGUGUACACGAAGUUACUGUCAAUCCUUGGGAAAGCAUGGAUGCCAACUGAAGCACUGCGGAUUUUCACCAUCAUGAGGGGAGAUGCUCAAAUAUACCCUGAUAUGGCUGCGUACCAUAGUAUUGCUGUUACACUUGGUAGAGCUGGCCUUCUCAAUGAGCUAAUUAAGAUAAUCGAUUAUAUGAGACAGAAGCCUUCAAAAAGGGUAAUGAUGAUGCGACGCAAAGAUUGGGAUCCUUUGUUGGAGCCAGAUGUUCUCGUUUAUAACUCGGUUCUUAAUGCCUGCGUACUAUCACAGCAGUGGAAAGGGGUAUUUUGGGUGUUCCAGAAAAUGCGAUUUGGUGGAUUGACACCUACAGGAGCGACAUUUGGCUUGGCAAUGGAGGUUAUGCUUAAAUCCAAGAAGUAUGAGUUUGUCCAGAAGUUCUUUGAAAAGAUGCAGAGAAAAGGGGUACCUCCAAGAGCGAUAACUUAUAAAGUCUUAGUAAGAGCCUUCUGGGAACAAGGGAAAGUGAAUGAAGCAGUUGAAGCAGUUAAAGACAUGGAACAAAGAGGAGUCGUUGGAGCUGCAACUGUGUACUAUGAAUUGGCUUGCUGUCUUUGCAAUAAAGGAAGGUGGAAAGAUGCUAUGUUACAGGUUGAGAAGAUGGAACAGUUUCGCCUCACUAAACCACUGGAGUUCGCAUUUACUGGCAUGAUCCUAGCCUCUUUUGAUGGUGGAUAUAUCUCCGAGUGUAUCUCGAUAUUUGAGUCAAUGAAGGACUACUGUACUCCAAACAUUGGGACGAUAAAUGUCAUGCUAAAAGUUUAUGGACGUUGUGAUAUGUUUGGGAAGGCAAAAGACUUGUUUGAGACCACCACAUGUAGUUCUCAGCCACAUAUCCGCGGCCAUUCAUCACUUAAAGCAGACGUGUAUACAUACAGCUCUAUACUUGAAGCAUCUGCAUCCGCCCAACAGUGGGAAUAUUUCGAAAAUGUAUACAGAAAGAUGACUCUUUCUCAACACCAUCUAGAUCAAAGCAAAUAUUCAUGGUUGCUCAUCAAGGCAUCCAGAGCUGGAAAGCCCUAUUUGGUGGAGCAUGCACUUGAUUCAAUACUUGAAAGAGGAGAAAUCCCUGAUGUAGAGCUGUUCACUGAAAAUAUUUGCCAAACUAUUGCUGAAAGCGACUAUGGAAGGACAUUGCAUCUCAUGAAUACUAUGUCUGCAGCUUCAGUCAAUAUGAAUGAACAGCAAUGGAGCGAUCUACUCCUGCAAAAUUCACAUCGAUUCAGGGUGCAUGGGUUGAAGGACCUGAUAACGCACCUCAGUACUAGCGAUGCCAUCAAAACAGAUCCCGGACAUAGUUUUGUAAGAGCAUUGCAGUCCCAAUGUGCGACAAUGUUGGCGAAAGACGCUGAAGAGCCUCAAGCAGAUAAUUGUUCACAUAGCAAUUUGAUGGAACAUGAUGAGCUCUCUUGCAAGGACUCAUUGGGUAGUCAUGAAUUCUCUGAUUCCAGUACUGGUAUCCCUGUAUCAGAUGUCAAAGCUGGCUCGGGUGGGGACAUUGUACUGCGUGGUCCGCAUUCAGAAGACGAACAUCGUAAUCUUGCGCAUUGGGGCACACAAGUAUCUGCGAUCGACAAAGUGCUUGAUUCCAUGAGCUCAUUUGGUAACUGUAGUUCAUAUGAAAAGAUGCCGACAGCAUCAGAAAUUCUUGAAUCAUGGGAGCAGGAGUGUGUUGAUGACAUAUUUGCUCCGAAGAAGGGAAGUAGAGCAACUAUGAGGGGAUAAAUGAAUGAAGCACCUGAGUAUGUUGUUUGAUGUUAUUAGUGUAAAAUUCUCACAUCAAUUAGAACUGGCCUGGUUAAUGCGGGAAUUAUGGAGUCCCACAGGCUUAGGUUGCUUCUGGUUGUUGUGAUCCCACCGAAGUUCUGUAGAAGAGUAAACCAACCUGUGAGUAUUUAUUUGCACACAUGCUCUUGUUUUGCACAAACUAUUUGCGGAGAUAUUGUUAACUGCUGCUCCGGGGUAAA
Hordeum vulgare subsp. vulgare (domesticated barley) is the source of this 2816-nucleotide messenger RNA. Its product is annotated as pentatricopeptide repeat-containing protein At5g67570, chloroplastic-like. The record is from RefSeq and is a predicted model, not a curated record. Gene Ontology annotation, molecular function: protein binding. Gene Ontology annotation, biological process: chloroplast organization. Gene Ontology annotation, cellular component: chloroplast. The transcript is spliced from 9 exons. NCBI's taxonomy places the organism in Eukaryota, Viridiplantae, Streptophyta, Magnoliopsida, Poales, Poaceae. Bases 40 to 2574 code for a protein of 844 amino acids.